GAGUGGAGAUCUGGCAAAGUGAGUUUUCUAUGCUGGAUUUCGACAGAAGAUGUUUGAUUUGAAGAAAGACUGGAGCAUCUCCUUUGCAGGAUGCGGCUUCAUGGGGAUUUAUUAUGUUGGAGCCGUCAGCUGUAUCCUUGAACGGUUCCCCCGCUUCAUAUUGGGCGCCUCUAAAAUCUAUGGAUCUUCUGCAGGUGCUCUGACGGCUGCUAUUCUUACUUUGGGAAUACCCAUAGACAAAUGCUGUUCGGAUUUGAUGUUCAUGGCCAAAGAGGCGAGGAAGUACAGACUGGGGCCCCUGAACCCAGCAUACAACCUGAUGCAAAUCGUGCAGGACUCUCUGCUGGCAAACCUUCCAGAUGACGCCCAUGUUCGAGCCUCUGGUAAACUCUGUGUGUCCCUGACCAGAGUACCCGAUGGCAAAAAUUUAAUUGUGUCAGAGUUCAGCAGCAGAGAGGAGCUCAUUGAGGCCCUUAUAUGCAGCUGCUUUGUCCCUUUGUACUGUGGGGUUAUCCCACCCACCUACCGUGGAGUGCACUAUGUGGAUGGUGCUGUCAGUGACAACCUGCCUCGCUGCCAGCUGAAUAACACGGCCACGUUCUCUGCGUAUGCCGGCGAGAGUGACAUCUGUCCCCGAGGCAGCAUACUGAACUUCCAUGAGGUGCGCUUCAACAACGUCAGCAUCCAGGUCAACUCUGAGAAUGUGUACAGGGUGACCAGCACCUUCUUUCCACCAGCGCCGGAGGCAAUGGCUGAAAUCUGCCACAACGGAUACAUGGAUGCUCUUCACUUCCUGAAAGAUAACAAUCUGAUCAACAGAGAUUGCCCCCUGAGAAGUUUGGAGACACAAGCAUCCAAACCUGCUUGUUGUGCGCUGGAGAAGGAGCCAGCUAAUGCUGAAGAGUCUGAUAAGGACACGCAGCAGAGCGGAGCGAAACCUUCUCAAGAAGAUCACCAGUGGUUGGAUCCAAAGCUCAUAGAAAACCUCCCGAUUAGCAUUCAGAAGGUGCUGUGUGAGGCCUGUAGAGAGACACAUCCUGCUGCUGGUCUGUUGUCCCACAUGACCGGGUACCUACCAAAGAAAGUGACUUCUUACCUCCAGAAUCCUCGAACUCUGCCUGUUGAGUCAGCCCGUUCUCUAGCCCAGAGACUAGUGGGCUGGAUUCCAGAUGUACCGAAGGACUUGAGCUGGUUCUAUGGCAGGGUUGGAGACGGAAACAAGCAAGCACUGAAGGACAACAUGGGCAAGAGUGACAGUGAGUCACCGCUGCGCAGGUCUAAAAGCCUGCCAUCAGGUCUGAACCUGUGGAAUGAACGCAAAGAAGACAUAAAUUGUUCCCCAGUGAGUCCAGAUGCCACUCCUACCUCCAGCAAUAUCUUAACCUGGAAAACAUGCAGCACGUUGGAUUUGACUCCCCCUCCUACACCCCCCACCAGCACCAACUCCAAGUUUGAUGAAGCCACUGUGAAGUCACCACCGAGCGCAGGCGGAGGCUGGGCUUUGGGCAGAGCUGUGGGGUGGCUCCGAAAUAUUGCAUCUGAACAAACUUCAAACCUCAAGAAAACAGAUGAGUCAGCGUCCUUUACUGGAUUUAAGUAAAUCCAUUUUAACCUGAGUAGAAUGUUUUUGCAAACUUGAUGUUUUUUUCACAGUCACUGAGCCUUGGUGGGUUUUGACUGUUCAUCUAGCAGUUCUUACUCAGUUAUUUUGAAGUGGAAAAACAUGAAUAAAAUGCAUUUAUACUUUCAAA
This is a messenger RNA of Stegastes partitus (bicolor damselfish), 1751 nucleotides long. RefSeq names its product patatin-like phospholipase domain-containing protein 2. NCBI's taxonomy places the organism in Eukaryota, Metazoa, Chordata, Actinopteri, Pomacentridae. Gene Ontology annotation, molecular function: triacylglycerol lipase activity. The transcript has 9 exons. The record is from RefSeq and is a predicted model, not a curated record. Bases 50 to 1600 code for a protein of 516 amino acids. Gene Ontology annotation, biological process: triglyceride catabolic process; lipid homeostasis. Gene Ontology annotation, cellular component: lipid droplet; membrane; cytoplasm.